AUGCAGCAGAGCAGCGAGGCCCGAGCAGCCGAGCGGCUCCUGGAGUGCAGGGACCACUUCAGCCAGGACUUUUACCCCAACCCUAACCCUGUCCGUGGGCAGAAGCACACGGCCUUGUCCUCCACAGACACUGACUCUGCUGCUGCUUCAUGGAUGCAGAGAGUGAUGCAGAGAGUGAUGCAGAGAGUGAUGCAGAGAGUGAUGCAGAGAGUGAUGCAGAGAGUGAUGCAGAGAGUGAUGCAGAGAGUGAUGCAGAGAGUGAUGCAGAGAGUGAUGCAGAGUGAUGCAGAGAGUGAUGCAGAGUGA
Knipowitschia caucasica is the source of this 306-nucleotide messenger RNA. The record is from the annotation of a GenBank genome assembly. Lineage: Eukaryota; Metazoa; Chordata; Actinopteri; Gobiiformes; Gobiidae.